AUGCUGCCCACCCCCUUCUCGGUGAAGGACAUCCUCAGCCUGGAGCAGCAGGACACUGCCGGGGGUGUCCCUGGUCCCCACAGCCCUGGAGAAGAGGAUGAGCCAGGGAAUCUUCUUGAAUUCUCAUUAAUCCCAGGAAAAUUGAUAUUAAAUUUAUUAACCAUCAACCCUCCCUUCAUCUUUUUCCCAAGGAGCCACAUUCCCAAUUCAAUUCCUUCUUCGGAAACACACACUUACUGGGAACCGGGCUUCGGUUUAACUUCGAUUUGGGUUUUUCUCACCUCAGGAAAAUGUUUUCUUGCCCACUCUUUCGAAGCAGAUGAGAGGAAAACCAACCCCUGCCACCACCCCAAGCAGCGCCAGCGGAGAAAACCCCGAGUUCUCUUCUCCCAAGCUCAAGUGUUUGAACUGGAACGGCGAUUUAAGCAGCAGAAAUACCUUUCCGCUCCGGAAAGGGAACACCUCGCCAGCGUGCUCAAGCUCACCUCCACGCAGGUGAAAAUCUGGUUCCAGAACCGGAGGUACAAAUGCAAGAGGCAAAGACAGGAUAAAUCCUUGGAGAUGGCUGUUCACCCAUUGCCACCGCGGAGGGUGGCAGUGCCUGUGCUGGUCAGGGAUGGCAAACCUUGCCUUGGGCGCUCCCAGCCUUAUCCAACCCCGUAUGGCAUCACCGCCAGCCCUUACGCCUAUAGCUCCUACUACAGUGCCUAUAGCAGCAGCCCGUACGGCGGCAGCUACAGGGGGGGCUACGCUGGGGUGUCCUCCAACGCCACCUCCAGCUGCCCCACCAUGAACGUGAGCUUGGGCAUGGCCAACGCCGUUCACCAACCACCCUCGUGCUCGCAAGCCACCGCGCAAGCAGGAAUCAGGGCUUGGUAGAUGGCCAUGGAGCUCAGGACCUCUCGAAAAGAGCUGAAGAACGCCAUCUCCACCCCAAAGCUCAGGCUUCAUUGGGACAGGAGAUGAAUCUAGAGGGUUUCUGCCACCCCGGACAGUGGGAUGACUCCAGAGCAUCCAUCCCUCAUGCAGUCACGUCUCUGCAAGGGUGUGACAGGAGAGAUGGGGACGCUGCUGCUCCAGCACAGUGAUUUCAGGGACCCAACGGCUGAGGGCAUCUAUUUAUUUAACCACAAGCAUUUUGCAGUCUGCCCUUCCCGCUCCCAGAGUGUUUGCUCCUCCGGGACGUCAGUGCGAGGCCACCAAGAGUGAUGAAUGUGGCUUUUCUUCCUAAGGACAACUGGCAAACUCUGUGCACACCACUUGGCCAUUCACGUUUUUAUGAAUGCUAUUUAAUGCUUUCAGUUCCUCUUA
Messenger RNA from Cuculus canorus (common cuckoo), 1311 nucleotides. It is a transcript of the gene NKX2-6, whose product is annotated as NK2 homeobox 6. Gene Ontology annotation, biological process: cell differentiation; regulation of transcription by RNA polymerase II. Gene Ontology annotation, cellular component: nucleus. The transcript has 2 exons. The record is from RefSeq and is a predicted model, not a curated record. NCBI's taxonomy places the organism in Eukaryota, Metazoa, Chordata, Aves, Cuculiformes, Cuculidae. Gene Ontology annotation, molecular function: DNA-binding transcription factor activity, RNA polymerase II-specific; RNA polymerase II cis-regulatory region sequence-specific DNA binding. The coding region runs from base 1 to 879 and encodes 292 amino acids.